Cygnus atratus (black swan) is the source of this 3283-nucleotide messenger RNA. RefSeq names its product dishevelled binding antagonist of beta catenin 2 (gene DACT2). The record is from RefSeq and is a predicted model, not a curated record. Gene Ontology annotation, cellular component: cytoplasm. Gene Ontology annotation, biological process: negative regulation of nodal signaling pathway. NCBI's taxonomy places the organism in Eukaryota, Metazoa, Chordata, Aves, Anseriformes, Anatidae.
CCUCCUCCUGCUCCCUCCCCGCUCCCCACCUCUCCUCCAAAACCUCCGGAGCCGCCGCGGCCCGGCUCCAGUCUCCGCGCCGCCGGGGCCGGCCGCAGCCCCGCCGCCUCCCCGCCGCCUCACUGCCAUGGCCGGGCCCGCGGCCCAGCGCUGAGGAUGCUGCUGGGCGCCCCGCGGCCGGGAGGGGGCGGCGGCUGGGAUCGCGGCCGGGUGGGCGAGAGGCUGCAGGCGGCCCUGGCCGGCCUGCGGGAGCUCCAGGUGCUGCGGGAGCAGCAGCGGGACCUGGUGCGGGCCGCCCUGGCUAUGCCGCAGCGGGGCCCGGCCGCCGGCGGCGAGCAGCCCCUGUGCGCCCGCAGCAAGGAGCGCCGGCUGGAGGCCACCCUCAGCGCCCUCAAGGAGCAGCUGUCUCGUUUGAGGAGACAGGAUGUCGGUUUGAAAAGCCACCUGGACCAGCUUGACCAGCGAAUAAGCGAGCUGAAACUGGAUGUCAGCAAGACCUCCAGUGAAUACUUGGACAGCGACAGCCGCCCCAGCUCAGGCUUCUACGACCUGAGUGAUGGUGGUUCUUGCUCGCUCUCCAAUUCUUGUACCUCUGUGUACAGUGAGUCCAUCUCCUCCUCCCACACCAGUCUCUUGCCCAGCUCUCAACACCCUAAGGCAAGGCUCAGUGUGUUUGAUUACCGACCCAAGUCUGCAGAUGAAACUACUGUGCAUACCACCAGCUUCCAACAGCAGGGCACCUAUGUCAGCGAUGGAUGUCGGACUACAGCGAGCACAGACGUUUCUGGGACUCCUGCCAGGUCCAGACCGAGGCCAGUUUCCACAGGUGACUUGGAAAGACUCAUUCCAGCAGACAGUAGAUUUCAGACAGAGACAGAUCACAAAUCCUCAUUGCCUCCGUGCCAUGCAGACUUGCAAUUGCACAGCAUGGACCCCAAGUUCCAGAAUGAUCUGGUCUCCAAGAACGGCAUCGAUGUGUACCCUUACCCAAGCCCCCUUCAUGCGGUGGCUUUACAAAGUCCCCUUUUCUCCCUGAUGGGGACAUCUCCAGAAGCAGACCUCCAGGCUUCCCCCAGCAAACCCAUGCCUAGUGUGACAGGUCCCAGCUUGAUUAGGACUAGGCCAACCGCUGAGGCCAAGCCAGGGGGUUACAUCAAUAAGUUACUGCAGCUGACGAGAUGCAAAGGGAACAAUCGAGCUGAUGCCAGUGAGCGGGUUUCGACAAAGAGCCAGCCAGCCACAAUGCACCAGAGACUCAUCAUAACCCCCAGCACUGGUGGAGUGAAAAUUAACAGCAGCGGUAGCCAGCUGGAAAAACAAGCAAGUUCUCUGGAAAGUAACAAAGCUGAAGGAAAGCUGCAGAGAGAGGUGCCAGAAGGGGAAUGUGCCAAGCAGCAGGAGACCAUGCGCUGUGUGAAUGAGGAACAGCCGUCCACUCUCCCUGACACAGAGCCAUCAGCUGUGCAUAGUUGUUAUCCUGCCAAGUCAGCGGCUAGGGGCUCUCCACUGGCAGAGGCAAUGGAGAGCAGUGCGGAGUGCAGUUCAUCUGGCUCGCAGCUGUGCCAGGAGGACUCCAGCCUGGGCACCUGGAAUGCUAAAGCUGUCCCUCCCCGAAAGCUGCCCCUCAAAAGAAGUGGCAAUGCCAAACUGGGUAGUGCUGGAGGGCAUGAGCGAGCUGCACGGGGUGAGUUUGUUCACGCUCAGUUUGUCCCUGCAGAAUCCCACCAAGUCCGAGUCAAGUUUGCCAGCUCCAAAACAAAGGCAGUGAAGAUAAAGAGGAGGAACAGCGAAAAGGUGCUGCGUCCUGGGAAGCAAGCCUUUUGCGUGGAGAAGGCAAGAGGGGCUCAUGGGGCUGCCAGGCCGCCUGUUGAGUGGAAUCAGCCCCAAAGACCGCACGCAGCAAAGAGCCUCAUCCGGAGACCUUCGUACUCUGGUGAUGUGAGCGGCAGGUCGUGCUCAGAGUCUAGCCUGUUCCCCGCACAGGUCAGGCUGCCCACCACACCAUCCAGGCCUGAGCUCUACAGAGCUUCUGCCAAUGCGCUGUAUUCCCUCGAAGGAGCUUCUGUAGACACAGCCAACAAGAAGAAGCAGCAGCGCAAGUGGCAGUCCACAGUGGAGAUCUCUGCCAAGGCCCAUGGGGUCAGCUUCUCUGGCCUAGGGGCACCGAAGCAGCCAGCAAGGAGAGCUGGUGUCCUGCGCACCCUCAGCAUGAGGGCUCGCUCCAAGAGUCAUCACCACGGAGCUUACGCCAAAAGCGAGUCAGACCACUCUGAGUACUCUGCGGAGUGUGCUUCCCUCUUCCACUCCACCAUCGCGGAGACCAGCGAAGGGGAGGUCAGUGAUUUCACAGCUAACCGUUUUGGGGACAGUGAAUCCAGUGAAAGUGACUCAGAUGGCAGCAGUAACAGCAGCAGCCUCGUGCUUGACUAUGAUGAGGGGGAUGAAAGUGAGCUGAUUUGGCCUGAAGGUUCGGUCAGACAAUCAGGGACUGUCCAGGUCUCUUCCAGGCCUCUUCCCCCAGUGCCCAAAAUCUGUCGCAUCAAAGCUUCAAAGGCACUAAAGAAGAAGAUUAGGAGAUUCCAACCCGCUUCUCUGAAGGUUAUGACCAUGGUUUAAGGGAGAGUGAGCAUCUGUUUCUUUCCUUGAGACAUCCUGCUGGCUCUCAUUCGCGAAACAAGAAGACCGAUGUGCAGAGAAAAGGACUUGCUUAAACGAACUUUUAACAACCCCUGAGUCAACACAAGGGAUCUUUUUGUUUGUUAAUGCCUGGACAUAAAUGUCACUGUAUCUAAUUUCCUCUUUUGCCAUUUAUUCUGUAAAUAUGGAUCUGUGUAUAUUGUGUCAUGCCUUUUUUUUUACUAUGCAGAAGGGUCACCAUGGUAAAAAUAAAAUGCCAGGAAGAGAUGACGUGUCCAAACAACCUCUGCCAUAAGAUUUUGCAGGCAGGCUCUUGUUGUACGUAUGCAUUCACAGUAUCAGUCUCAGACACAAAAGCCUCCUAAGAAGAGGGGCUCUUUCCAAUUGGAGAUUUGGGAACAUCCCUCCCUCUUGUAAGUAAUUCUGUGCAGUCUGAAGGAGGAUUAACCACCUACUUAUGGAAAAGCUCUCAGUGCUGUCUGUAGUUCUUUCUUUCAGAUCAACCAUUUAUGUACCAUCUCCCAACCACAGGAGGACAAGUCUGUUCUUCAGUAGAAACGUACCAUGCUUAUUCAAAAAGGCAGUGUGUUUGUAAAUGAGAACAAGACUUCAGUCUGUUUUCAAAACUGAGAGAACAGGGUUUUUC